This is a messenger RNA of Varroa destructor (honeybee mite), 4190 nucleotides long. Its product is annotated as corticotropin-releasing hormone receptor 1-like. Gene Ontology annotation, cellular component: plasma membrane. Lineage: Eukaryota; Metazoa; Arthropoda; Arachnida; Mesostigmata; Varroidae. Gene Ontology annotation, molecular function: peptide hormone binding; G protein-coupled peptide receptor activity. The record is from RefSeq and is a predicted model, not a curated record. Gene Ontology annotation, biological process: adenylate cyclase-modulating G protein-coupled receptor signaling pathway; cell surface receptor signaling pathway.
CGAAGAAGUCGGCACCAAUAGCAGUAGAAACAGCAUUAGCACGCUAUGAUGAAGGGAUUGUGUCCGUGAAGUUCUUGUGACCAGGCGAAAAACUCUGCGGGAACAGAGCUGAUCAGUCGUAGCUUGCUUUUCAUCAAAAGCGUUCCGUGUCACGUAAAUGCGCCAGCCAAAAAUCAACUUCUUCAGGCCUCUGCUGUGCGACUUUGAGAAACUUUUAAGAUUAAGUGCAUAUGUUCAGUGUGCGCACACGUGUACAGAUAUUUUCCCUCUAUAAAAAUGAGCUUCGCUUUAAGAUGUGACAACAAGUAGUGCCAGCGAUUUCCAACUGUUUAAACCUAACAAUAUUGUACACUGGUGCUUUUUUAUUUCCAUUAAAAAGUAGAUUCUUUGGUGAUUGAUUAUCCUCGCUAGCAAACAACUAGAGGUUUUCUUAGGUCUGCGUUCGCAAGUGAUAAAUCACCUACUAGUGACAAUAUGCAAUUAAGAACGGGUAAGGAUAUAUCUGCAUUGACUCUGCUUACUACUGACAAGAUUGCCGCCUUAAGGACGGCGGCCAUAUCAACUUUAGUAGCGGGCACUGCACAGGCGCGAAAAGAUAGUAGUCUAUUGAAGCUUGAAUUUGAUGAACGUUAUGCGUCUCUAACAGAGAAUGAAUGUCUGGCUGCACAGAAGGGCUGGAAAGUCGAAGCUUUAGCAGCUGGCUCUGGUUUAGCAUGGUGUCCGAUAGUCUGGGACGGCAUCUCCUGCUGGCCGCCAGUACCGGUAGGCGAAUCUGCUGAGAAACCUUGUAAGCCUCUGCUCGCUAAUAUUGGAAGAACGCACCAUAUCUAUGACCACACAGAUGCCCAUGCUUAUCGUGUCUGUGGGCAAAAUGGCCGUUGGAUGGAGAAUCAGACCAACUACAAUGCGUGCGUAGCACUGAUCAAUCCAUCGGCGGUGUCGCCGCCAUCACUCGCUAUGACUGUGACGGGUAUUCUUCUUGUAUUUUCUUGUAUUUCAUUGAUAUUCCUCACCGCUACAGCUUUCAUAUUUACGCAUUUCAGAUCCUUACAUUGCAGUCGUACGCGGGUUCAUUUAAAUCUUGUCGUGUCUCUGAUGAUAAAUUCAGUCAUGCUAAUUUCGCUAUCGAUGCCUAUCGCCCUGAACUCGACUGAUGAAGAGGACGCUGGAGCACUCAUCCGACAAAUUCCAUGGUUAUGCAAAGCUAUCCUCGUGUUCAAGAUGUACUCAUCGUCGUCAUCGAUCAACUGGAUGUUCGUCGAGGGACUUCUGCUUCAUUCACGAAUUACUACCUCGAUCUUUCAAACUAAGCCCGCGCCCUUUAAAUUGUACCACUUCAUUGGAUGGGGAGUUCCCUUGGCUUUCUGCAUCCCGUGGGCAAUCCAGAUGGAAGAGGCAAUGGGCUCCUCCACUUGUUGGGAGGGUUACGUCUAUUCGUCCUGGCUGUGGUUGAUCAUCGCUCCACGACUCGUUGCAGUCAUUGUUAAUUUUAUAUUUCUUGUGAACAUUAUUCGCAUACUCGUGACACGAGUAAAGGCUGUCUCCGUAGAAAACACGCAGUUCAAGAAGGCGACCAAGGCGACGGUCCUGCUCUUCCCACUGCUCGGGCUCACACAUCUCCUCUUCUGCAUCAAUCCACAAGAAGCGGAACCCAGACUCAGAAACAUGUACAUGCUGACCAACAGCAUUCUUCAGUCGUCGCAGGGAAUUUUCGUGUCUGUGAUCUAUUGCUUCAUGAACUCGGAGGUGCAGGCUUGUCUUCGAAAUGCAUAUUUACGUGCCGUGCUUCGACGGAAUCCAAACCAGCGAUCCUUGCUUAGAGGAGGGCAUUCACAGACGUCAAUAUACCUCACACACUUCAGCCAUCGUCACAAUCAGCAUCACAUUAAUGGGUCGUCGAACACCACAACAGGUCAUAAUCUGCAACCAGCCAGUACAGCAGCAGGUGAAAAAAAGGUUGACAGGACAACUUUGGAUAGGCAUCAUAACCGGAUAAACAACUACGGCAAGGUUAUACGGAAAUACCCUCCAGAUCUGGUUCCAGAGGCUACAACGACAAUACGAUAUUUACCUAAUUCAGGAGCUUUCCAUUCGGAACGACUUAUCACAUCGUCACCAAGAGAGGUCCAACUGUAACUAUUCUCAGUAGACCACUCUAUAUUUUGACCGUAUGGCAUAUAUAAUAGUACUAGCAGAAGUCAUAAUAUGCUAUUUCAAGUACGGCAGUACGUACUCAUAGCUGCCUGCCUAACUGGCUUUCUCAACACGAGUUGCUCCUCUGAUCUUCAUAUAAUCAUCACGUAUAGAAACGCCAAUGGAAGUACACAUUCGUAGAGCACAUCUGUCUGUACUAUGAUUUACGGUCGCUUUGUUGCGUUGAUGAUCUAUGAUGAAUAGCCUUGUAUAGAUAAGUACUAUAACUAUAGUUACAAUGAAUGCUAUAUACCAUUAGCGACAGUUAUCAGCUGCAUGAUGCUCACACACCUACGGCUAUCUUCGAGAAUAAGAUCAUUGUAUCAGAGACGCAUAUGAUAGCCGUUGAAGCAUGCGCGAAAUCAAGGAACUUGAGUGUUAGAACUUGUUGUAAAUACGCUCUACUUUCUAUUUUGUGAAAAAAAAAAAACAAAAAAAAAAUUCCAAUAUUUUAGGUUUAUCGUUUCAUCUACCGCGCACGCCCCGGACUUAGUGUACAUAUUUAAGAAGCAACUAUUUCUUUGCGUCCCGAAAAAAGUUGAUCCGGGGAACCAUCGAGUCGUUAGAGUAACAAAUACUAAUGCAACUGUCUAUAAUAUCUACGACGAGGGAACAUGAUGAAAAAUUUAUUUGAAUUUCUUUUUGUUUAGAACAAUUUAGAAGUCCUAUAGAGGAUUAGGUUGAAAUUUUCGCUUAGAACCCUAGUCUAGUCUCAGUGUGUUGGCAACGUCGCAUUUGUUUCCUGCAGUUUGCAAAUUAUAGAACGCACUCUAAAGCGGCCGCGUAUUAGAUUCAGAGAAAAAUUCUAUUAAAAAGAAUAAAUGUAAAUAAAGUGAAUUAUGAAGAUUCGGGUUUCCUCCCCGGAACCUUUUUCUUAAAGACAAGUUCCCUUACUAUUUUAUUAAGUUGAUUAGUUAUUGAAGAAAACAAAUAAUGACAAUGAUCGGAGUUAACAGUGCUGCGGCACAACAUUUGUACCUGCUGUGAAUACUUGAAAAAAAUUACAAAAUAGUUCAUCACUUAGGUAAUGUAUUAGACCAGAGCUAACUUCAAAGUACACUUACAAACAGCGACGGAUGAAAGGUACAAAAGCCGGCUAAAGACAGAAAUAACGGAAGGAAAUCGCGCGAAUAUAUAUAUAUAUACUGUGCUAAAAAAGGUAUUGACAAAAUGCUAGCCUUUGGUGUCGUAUCAUAGUUAGGUUGGCGAUGCGUGCGUGCGUGCGUGCGUGCGUGUUAUUUAUGUGCAUUGCAAUUCGAUGGCAUUUUAGCUAUAAUUUCUGAUUCAUUCAGAUCGUUAUGUGCCUAUAUUGCAGAAGACUUUUCCUGAUAUCAAUCGCCUUUUAGUUGACGCUAAAUAGACAAAUGCCACCAUCGAUUUUGAGAAUCGAAGAGUCACCGUCGGACGAACUUUCCUAAAGGGUUAGAUAUCUCGUACGAGUUAUGUUCGGCUAUGUUAAAAGAUCUUUUAGAGGGGCGACAUUUCCGAACAUCUCGAGGCCAGUUUCCCUAGGGGCUUCCAGAGGGGCUAGAAGAAAAAAGCUUUGAAAUGCUUGAGACUAGGGCUAACGUCUACUCGUAUAAUUAAGUUUGAAAACUUUUUGUCAACGAAUGAAAAGGUAGCGGAGAAGUGAAAGUAUGUUGAACCUGGUGGAAGCGGACAAUAAUACUGUCCAACAAACCAGUGUGUAUUAAGUUUAAUUUUAAACAAAGCGUUGCUUAUUCUAUUAUAUUGCAGUUUGUCCCGUGUUGGUUUGUCAAGACAGUUAGCUAGAAUUUUAAUCGUCAGUUAUUAUGCACUGAUAUGACGCCUAAGCAUACUAAUGAGAAAAACGAUAGGCUGAGUAAAUGUUUUAAGUUUCACAUCCGAUGCGUCUGCUUUCACAACUAAAUCACCUCUUCAAUCACAGAAACAAUGGAAUAAAUAAAUAAAUGUGUACAGCUCUAUGUAUGGUACUGUCGUUGAAAAUAAUUAACAAGUAUAGGGAUUCGUUCGUA